GAAAUUUUCAUGAUUACUUUCUGCAUUUGGAUGAUUGAUUUUGCUUUGGAAAAGUUACAAAACAAAAAUGGCAGUAGAACUUUGCUCAGACAACUCUGGUAUGAGUCCCAGGAUUUCAUUUUCUCUCGAUCUUUGUCAUUUCGAUGAAGUGCCUGUCGAUCAACGUCCCCUCAGAUCAUCAAAACCUUCGUCCUUGAAUUCAAGCAUCGAUUUCGAUUUCUGCGUCGGCGAAAGCCUCGGACAGCAACUACCGUCAUCAUCAGCCGAUGAACUUUUCUCCGGCGGCAAAAUCCUUCCUACAGACAUCAAGAAAAACAACAUUCCCUCCAAACAAACUGACCACCAGUCUCCGCUUCCUCCGUUUCCGCCGCCGCCUCACGAUGACGUUGACAUCACUUCCACGAAAGAGAGCCGAAAAGAAGAUUAUCAAAAGCAAAGCAGUUCAAAGUCGUCGUCGUUCUGGGGUUUCAAAAGGAGUAGAAGCUUCACUUGUGGAAGCGGUUAUGGCAGAAGCUUAUGUUCUUUACCACUUCUGUCAAGAAGCAAUUCAACAGGCUCGAAACCAAACCCUAAACACCCUUCCAAUAACCCUAAGCAGAUCAAUCCACAUAAAAGCACUUCAACAAACUAUCAAAAACCUCCAUUGAAGAAGACCAGUGGUGCUCAUAAGCCUUACGGUGUUCAUGUUAAUCCCGUGGUUCUCAAUGUUCCUUCUGCAAAUUUGUUUGGUUUGAGUUCAAUCUUCUUCAAUGGGAAAGCUAAGAAACACCAUUGCAAGAGGAAAUGAUUGAUAAUUAACCAUUUGAGAAUGGUGUUAAAUU
Messenger RNA from Hibiscus syriacus, 821 nucleotides. RefSeq lists its product as uncharacterized. The coding region runs from base 68 to 787 and encodes 239 amino acids. The transcript has 2 exons. NCBI's taxonomy places the organism in Eukaryota, Viridiplantae, Streptophyta, Magnoliopsida, Malvales, Malvaceae. The record is from RefSeq and is a predicted model, not a curated record.